ACACGCACUAUGUACUGUUGUGAUUGUGAUUGAAUUAGCUUAGCAUUUCUCUUUUUAGUUUGUAAUUGUGACACAUCACACCCAAACCAUACAACUUUUAUCGCCAACUAUCCGCUGCUAUUCGUUUUGUUUGCCACGUAUUUCCUUACUUGUGCUUGCAUGAAAAUAUUUCUAUGUACACUUGAUAAAAAUAAUUAUGGCGGGGUCAGCACUAAGGAGGCUCAUGGCUGAAUAUAAACAAUUAACAAUCAACCCACCAGAAGGUAUUUUAGCUGGACCUAUAAAUGAAGAAAAUUUCUUUGAAUGGGAAGCUUUAAUAACGGGACCAGAAGGCACCUGUUUCGAAGGUGGAAUAUUUCCAGCGAAACUGGUUUUCCCUGCUGAUUAUCCACUAAGCCCACCUAAAAUGCAAUUUAUAUGUGAAAUGUUUCAUCCUAAUAUAUAUGCUGACGGAAGAGUUUGUAUAUCAAUCCUCCAUGCGCCAGGUGAUGACCCAAUGGGAUAUGAGAGUAGUGCAGAGAGAUGGUCGCCAGUACAAAGUGUAGAGAAAAUUCUUUUGUCUGUUGUUAGUAUGCUAGCUGAACCGAAUGACGAAAGUGGCGCCAAUGUAGAUGCUGCAAAAAUGUGGAGAGAAGACCGGGAAGAGUUCAACAAAAUAGCUGAAAGAUUGGUCAGGAAAACUUUAGGAUUAUCUUCUUCCUAAUAAUAAUUAAACUAACACUUACUGUUGCCAAUUUAUGAUGUGCAUCCAUUACAGAUAAUUUAUUAUGUAUGAGUGGGAAACUCACGGGUUAGUCGUAAGGGUACAGCAAUCAGAAAGCCAAGUAAAAUACUCAUAAAUCUGAACCACUUUCUCUAAGAAACGAAAGUUAUAUUUUAAAAAUUAAUUGUGUUCUUUCUAUACAUGCUAUAGGAUCAUGUGAACGCGUGCAAUUUUUACCCUUUCGACUAACACGAAUACAACAAUGAUGCCUUCUGAAGCUGCCUAGCUGGUCAUUGUUAAUAUACAGAUAAUUAUUAUGCAAUAUAAUGUGAUACAGUUGAAUUAUGUAUAGCUCGGCGUUAUAAGUUUAUAAAUUUAUGUACAUCAUGUUAUAAAUAUUGUUUAUCUCUUAAUAGUUAUUAUGUAGUUCAUAUUAAACUAUAGCUUUUUAUGACGUUACAAAUGGGAUUAAAUAUUCGUGUUCGCUCACUGAUAGAGAAUAUUUUUGGAUAUUGUUAGUUAUUAUAUAAACUUAUUUACAUUAGCUAAUAUCAGUAAUAACGGUUAUCACAUUCAAUCUAUUUACUACUAUUAUUAAUAUGCAAUUAAUAAAUGGAACAUUCAGUAAACUUAUAUGGAUACACUUUUAAGAAAACCCAUAUCCUUAAUACACCCUGUAAAACUUUUGUUUAAAAUGUUUAUUUUAAAUAUUAUGUAUGACCUGAACAUCACUAAAUAUAUAAUAAAUAGAUUAUGUGUAAGUUGAUAAUGUAGUAGGCAAUAAAUAUUGAAUUGUUUGUACAUAAUUAAUACAGAUGAGAAUAUUUUCUUGUUACAUAUUUUUAAGGUGUAAUAUUUAGUAGCCGGAGUCUUUACUUAAUAUUUAUUUAUUGUUUUGGUGUUUUAAUUUGUAUUUUGGGUAGUUAUUUUUAAACUUUCGUGUUUGAUAUACAUUAAUUAAAUUAUUAAUCGGGUCUUAAUACGAAUAAUUUGGCAAAUACCUUUAUUUGCCAUAAAAUUAUUUGUGUCAACACUCGGUUAAUAAUUUAAAUAAUAUUUUGGGUAGGUUUAAAUAUUUUUUAAUAUACAUUAUUCCCGAUUAUAGGCUGCAUGCAACCAAACGCCGAAGCCGGCAAUAUACUGAAUUACAUACUUGUAAUCAUUUUAAGAUAAUCAGGUAUUUACGUUGUAUGAAGUAGCUCGAUACGUUUUCUAAACAGAAUUACAGUCAACUAUGCGAUUUAAUUCAAUAUUGUCGUUUUUUCCGCACAAUAACCAUCAAAUUCAUGUCGUAUAAACAGAAUGUCUUUACCGUACGGAAAAAUUUGAUGACAUAAUUACAAUGUAAUUCGAUUAACGUAAAAAUAUUCAUAUUUUCCAUUUAUUUGGCGAAAGAUAAUUCAAUGUACACAAUGUAACGUACGAAAGUUACGAUGAAGUGGGAAUGUUUUACUAUAAUUCCAGAGAAAAAUCACUUCGCUUAGUUUUGAUUGUAAUCGUAGUUUAAUUACUUAUAGCACUUUUAAUUUAUACAACGUUACUAUCUGUUAUCUGCUUUUUAUGAGAUGAAAGAUAGCCAUGCCUUCUUUGUAAUGCAGUUUAUUGCAAUAUCGCAUUUUAUUAAGAUUAUUUCACCUGUUUACUCGUGAAAUGGUAACAAACAGUCAGACAGUUACUUUCAUAUUUGAAAUAUUAGUAUAGAUAGUUUAAAAGUACUUAUGCUCACUGAAUCCCUCAUAAGAAAUAGGUAAACAUUUGCACCAAUCAAUGUUAUAACAUUUCUUUUUGCUUCGCCGUAGUCUGGUAAAAGUUGGCAAUAAAACGACCUUGUUAACUCUAAAGAAAAAGUAUAUCAGAGCCGUCCGAAGUAUUGCAAGAUAAUCUUGAAGAAUAGAGACAAAUUGUAUUUUACUAAUUAGUACGGAUUCUUAUAAAACAGGUCAAUUAUCACAAUUUGAAAAUUAUUAAUAAACAUGUUCAAUA
This is a messenger RNA of Achroia grisella, 2686 nucleotides long. It is a transcript of the gene Ubc7, whose product is annotated as ubiquitin-conjugating enzyme E2 G2. Lineage: Eukaryota; Metazoa; Arthropoda; Insecta; Lepidoptera; Pyralidae. The transcript has 5 exons. The coding region runs from base 197 to 703 and encodes 168 amino acids. The record is from RefSeq and is a predicted model, not a curated record. Gene Ontology annotation, cellular component: cytosol; endoplasmic reticulum.